UGGAGUACCCGGAGGAAACCCCCACAGCACAUCACGGGGAGAACAUGCAAACUCCGCACACACACACACAGGGCCACGGUGGGAAUCGAACCCCCGACCCUGCAGGUGUGAGGAGAACGUGCUAACCACUAAGCCACCGUGCGCCCUGUUAUCAAGAAUAUCAAUUGGAAUUGAACUUUGGCGGCGGACGAUGACGUACGUAGAACGAGUUCGUGAUGACGUACGUAGAACGAGUUCGUGAGGACGCAGGAUCGUGUACUGAGAAACGGCUAGUGUGGGCAGAUCCACGCUCCGAAAACCUACCGGAAAACGCUAGUGGACCGUCCAUUCUCAUUUCAACAUGCUACAAUUUCCGACACACUCAUUCUAAUCUAAUCUAAAGUAGGUGAAUUCGGACAGUGCAUGUUUUUUUCCCCCUUGAACAAACUGAGAUGUGGGCGGGGUCUGGGGCGUGGCUAUGUAAACGUGGCCUGUGUAAACACAACACACACUUAUAAAGAAAGACACAGCUCUCACACAGGAUUUCCCAGCCACAGAAUACACGUAUACACUGAGGGAUGAGGUCAUGGCUUAAACCUGAUCUUCUACAGGUUUUCUUUGUUCUGGUGAGAACAUUUAAUGAAAUAAAAGACUAUCGCACCUUCAACUGAAGUGUGUUUAGAUGCCUUCUGGACCUGAGACUGGGGUUUUGGUUUUUUUUGCGACUUUUCAACAUGGUCGACUAGUGCAACACCUGACACGCUCGUGCCAACCCGUUUUCAGUGAGCAUGACGUAACGAGGAUAAAAAAGGGGGCGGGGCUUGUGUGGCGCUCCUGGUCGGCAGGUUGUCGCGCGUGCAGGAGUUGCGCUGUGCCUCGGCAGCAUGCGCGCGUCCGCCGGCGCAACUUCCCCCGCACACACCUCAGCGCUGCUCCCGCACCGCCAUCCUCACCUCCACACCACCAGCAACUUUUCAGGAGGCUUAAACACACACACACACACACACACACACACACACGGAUAAUGUCUCUCUGAAUCCUGCCUGGAGAAAUCAUCACGGUUCGGGUUCGGAUUCAUAAUUGAUUCUUGGAAGGAAAAGGCUGUGUGACUGUACCACUUCUUCUCCAUCAUCUUCAUCAUCUUCAUCAUCUUCAUCAUCAUCUUCUGAGCAGGAUCUGCGCUGCAACACGGAAUUGGAAACAUGUCGGCCAAAUUCCUGCUCCAUGUCGUACUUCUGUCCGUGUUGCAUGCAUGUUCUCAAACCGUCGCGUCUGAAGACGAGGAGUACGACGAUGUGACCGUCAGUCAAAUGCUGUCGCCGAAAAAGAACGAGAUGGACGCCACUCAGAUCCUGAACAACCUCCUGAAGGAGUACGAUAAGAAACUCCGCCCUGACAUCGGAGUUAAACCGACCGUCAUCGACGUGGAUAUCUUCAUUAACAGCAUCGGACCCGUCUCGUCUAUAAACAUGGAGUAUCAGAUCGACAUCAUCUUUGCCCAGACGUGGACAGACAGUCGGCUCAGAUACAACAGCACCAUGAAAAUAUUAACUUUAAACAGUAAUAUGGUGGGACUGAUUUGGCUCCCAGACACAAUCUUCAGAAACUCCAAGAACGCAGACUCGCACUGGAUUACAACACCCAAUCAGCUGCUCAGGAUAUGGAACGAUGGGAAAAUACUUUAUACUCUCAGGCUGACUAUAAACGCUGAGUGUCAGCUGCAGCUCCAUAACUUCCCCAUGGAUGAACACUCCUGCCCACUCAUCUUCUCCAGCUACGGAUAUCCACGAGAUGAAAUGAUCUACAAGUGGAGGAAGAACUCGGUGGAAGCGGCCGAUCAGAAGUCCUGGAGACUUUAUCAGUUUGACUUCAUGGGGCUGAGGAACACCACGGACGUCCUGAAGACCACGUCAGGUGACUACGUGGUGAUGACGGUUUAUUUUGACCUGAGCAGAAGGAUGGGCUACUUUACCAUCCAGACCUACAUCCCCUGCAUCCUGACCGUCGUCCUCUCCUGGGUCUCCUUCUGGAUUAAGAAAGAUGCAACGCCAGCCAGAACUGCUUUAGGAAUAACCACAGUGUUAACCAUGACCACGCUGAGCACAGUGGCCAGGACGUCGUUACCCAGAGUCUCAUACGUCACCGCCAUGGACCUCUUCGUGACCGUCUGCUUUCUCUUUGUCUUUGCGGCUCUCAUGGAGUACGCGACGCUCAACUAUUACUCGUACAGUGUUCGCAGGCCGACCUGUAACAAGACGAAAAGACCGGUAAGGAACUACUCAGUGCUGGACGUGGGACCUCCUCCUACAGUCAUCGCUCUGAACAACUCCAUGUACUGGCAGGAAUUUGAUGACGCCUGUCUGUAUGAGUGCCUGGAUGGAAAAGACUGCCAGAGCUUCUUCUGCUGCUAUGAGGAAUGCAAGGGCGGGGCCUGGAGAAAGGGCAGAGUCCACAUAGACAUCUUGGAACUGGACGCAUACUCACGUGUCUUCUUUCCCACCUCUUUCUUGUUGUUUAAUGUGGUCUACUGGGUAGGCUACCUCUAUCUUUAGCAAUCCACCCGUUUCCUUUUCGAAGACGCGGAGGACUUGACUCGGGCAGGACCAAGACUUUCUAAGGUACGGUCAAAAAGAAUGGGAACUUUGUUCAGUCAAAGACCUCUCCAGUUGGUUGGGAAACAUUAAAAAAAAUAUAACACUUUGCCAUAACAAAGUUACAAGGAGAUACUUUCCAAGCCCUUAAGCUAAGGAGUCCGGCUCUUUCUACACAGUCGGAAGUCCACAGGCGUUAUGUCUGGUAGCAUU
Molecule: messenger RNA, 2783 nt
Organism: Ictalurus furcatus (blue catfish)
Lineage: Eukaryota; Metazoa; Chordata; Actinopteri; Siluriformes; Ictaluridae
Product: gamma-aminobutyric acid receptor subunit gamma-3
Exons: 9
Coding region: 1182-2531 (449 amino acids)
Biological process (GO): synaptic transmission, GABAergic; nervous system process; chloride transport
Cellular component (GO): synapse; postsynapse; neuron projection
Molecular function (GO): transmitter-gated monoatomic ion channel activity involved in regulation of postsynaptic membrane potential; GABA-A receptor activity; inhibitory extracellular ligand-gated monoatomic ion channel activity
Source: RefSeq, a predicted model, not a curated record